GUGAAGAUGAUCAAGGAGAGCAUCAAACAAGACUACUCGGUGUGCGCUGACUGCGAUGCGGACAUCUGCAUCUACGAGGCUUCUCAAACCCACCCGACCGUGGCGAAGCACCCGCUGUGGGACGAGUACAUUGUCAAUCCGUCCACGUACCGCGCGAUCAAUCUCAUCGCAUCGAAGAGUUCAUUGCUGGACCCUCAUGCUGGGGGCAUCGUUUCUGGCGUGAGCUGCGAGCCCAAAUGGCCGUUCACGGUGAAGAUUCAGAAGACGGGCGCGUGGGAGUUCAUCAAAGUUCCUAAUCCUGUGCUGGCUGGUCGCGGCGACGGUGUGUCGUGUGCCGUCCUGAAGACGUGGCUCGUGGUUCAGCUGGCACUUGCGAACGGUAUCCAGCUAAUCAAUGACGUGCGCAUCUUCCGCAGCGACAGCGGGUUGGCCAAGGGCCACUCCCUGGCGGGCGAUGAUGACGUGUGGAAGAAUCUCUGGUACUUCGCCAUCGUCGACCCGACGCUCGAGCCACUCUGGGAGUACCCCGACCACAGCUCGCCCGACUCUCUGGCCAGGGGCUGGAAGGACGUGCAGCCGACCACGGGGGCGACGACGCUCGAGGACGACGUCCUAGACGGGCCGCAAUGCUGGUGGUUGUGA
Messenger RNA from Prorocentrum cordatum, 642 nucleotides. NCBI's taxonomy places the organism in Eukaryota, Dinophyceae, Prorocentrales, Prorocentraceae. The record is from the annotation of a GenBank genome assembly.